GGUUCGUGUUUUGUUUGCUGUUUGCUGUUUGCUGUUCAAAACAUGCUGCUUUUUAGGACUGUUUAGAUUGUUUGUUUUUUUAUUAAUAAUUUGUCCAGAAUGAGGUGCAUUUUUAUGAUUCGAGCGAUCAAAGCUUCCUCUCUGUCGUCCAAAGGCUUUCACUUUCGACAAGUAAGCUUGAUGGGCAGCAGAUUAAACCAUCAAGAGGACGGUGUUGUCGAGAAUCACGGAUUUUCUCAACCGGUCAUCGAUGAAAUUGGAGCGAAAAAGACGUUGAAAAUCGCCAUGAUCGGCCUGCCCAACGCAGGGAAAAGCACCCUGAUUAAUCAAAUUAUGGAACGAAGGGUUUGUGCGACGUCGAUGAAAGUGCACACAACUUCAAGAAAAACUCAGGCCAUUGACAACACAGGAGACACGCAACUCGUAUUCCUGGACACUCCAGGAUUAGUGACAAAUGCAGAGCUCAAAAAACACAGUCUUGGCGAAACAUUCAUUUCGGCUCCCUUGGAGUCGAUUCAAGAGGCGGACAUGAUUGCCGUUGUUCACGAUGUAUCGAACAAAUGGACUAGAGAAUAUCUGAACCCUAAAGUCCUUCACAUGCUGAAGCAAUCAGGAGAUAAGCAUUCCAUCCUUAUUCUUAACAAGGUUGAUCUAUUGAAGCAUAAAAGGAUUCUCCUGAAACUUGCUGAAAGCCUUACCGAAGGUCAACUUUUGACACAAUUGCCGUUUCGAAAUACGCAAUACCCUAGUGAAGAAAAUGAAGACGACGCAGACGAAGAAAGAGAACAAGACUCUGAGAGCAAAAGAGGCUGGAGAAAAUUUUCUGAUAUAUUCAUGGUUUCUGCUUUGUCUGGAGAAGGUGUUGGUGAUAUCAAGGAGUAUAUGCUGAUGAAUGCAAAACAAUCACCCUGGAAGUUUGACCCAGCCAUGUUCACUGAUCAGGAAGGCAAGCAAUUAGUCGACGAGGCCGUAAGAGAAAAAUUACUAGACAAUUUGCCUCAAGAGGUGCCUUAUCAAGUCUUGGUAGAAACAGAAUUCUUCCAUUACACUGAAGCAGGUCUUUUGUACAUUUCGGUCGUGGUCAACUGUAAGCUAGAAAGACACAUGAAGAUGCUUUUGUCCAGUGGCGGCAGUCGAAUUUCACUGAUAGCCAAGGAAGCAGAAAGGUCUCUUGCAAACUGCUUCCGAUGCCCAGUUAAACUUAAAGUUGUUGUCAAAUGUCAUGUAAAAAAACCAACUCCGAAAAUUAGUCCUAUUAGUAGAAAAGGGCUACUCAAUGCAUAAAUAUAAUAUAGUUGAACAUGAUUUAUUAAAAAUAUAGUAAUCCAAUAAUCCUA
Molecule: messenger RNA, 1337 nt
Organism: Neocloeon triangulifer
Lineage: Eukaryota; Metazoa; Arthropoda; Insecta; Ephemeroptera; Baetidae
Product: GTPase Era, mitochondrial
Exons: 6
Coding region: 100-1284 (394 amino acids)
Biological process (GO): ribosomal small subunit assembly
Cellular component (GO): mitochondrial matrix
Molecular function (GO): ribosomal small subunit binding; GTP binding; rRNA binding
Source: RefSeq, a predicted model, not a curated record